Dreissena polymorpha is the source of this 5114-nucleotide messenger RNA. RefSeq names its product protein RCC2 homolog. The transcript is spliced from 10 exons. The coding region runs from base 124 to 1569 and encodes 481 amino acids. Lineage: Eukaryota; Metazoa; Mollusca; Bivalvia; Myida; Dreissenidae. The record is from RefSeq and is a predicted model, not a curated record.
UCGUAUGUUUCCGUCGAUCGCAAGACCGGCAAAACAGAUAAACAACACCAAAUUUUUGGCGGCACAAAAACGUCAAAAAUAACGUAAUCAGGGACACAUUCGCGAUCAAAUCACAUUCAAAGCAUGCCUCCGAAGAAGCGCGAAGCAGGAACUGACGGUGCCAAGAAGCCAAAAGCGAAACGCCAGAAGAAAAAGAAGGACGAAUUUGACGAGUCUGAAUCCGAGUCGGACAAUGAGCAACACAAUGGAAAUGGGGCUUCAGCGAUUGUGGAAGACACCGAACCCCCUAUUGACAUUACCCUGGAAGCACCAAUGCUGAAUGGAGAACUGCUCAUCUGUGGAAUGAUGAACUGGGACCUGUCUGGUCGGAAGGCUCUCCCUAAAGGAAUGAAAAGCAAAGGUGGUCCAAAUCUGUGGAAGCCAAACCGUAUUUCAGGAUUCACGGACGUCAAGAUACGGAGUGUCAUAUCUGGCUGUGUGAGCUCACAUAGCGUGGUCAUUGACACUGAUGGAAAGGCGUACACAUUUGGGCGCAAUGAGAAAGGUCAGCUUGGCCUAGGACAUACCAACCGUGUUGACAUCCCCACAGUGGUGGACUGCCUCAGUGAAUGUAAAGUGAUCAGUGCAGCCUGCGGUCGCAACCACACCCUCUUUCUGACAGACAAGGGAGUGGUGUACAGCUGCGGGGACAACAAGAUGGGUCAGCUGGGCAUCGGUUCCCAGUCUGAGAAGGUGGUCAGCCCCCAGAGGAUCAGCUACAGGGGACCACCAGUCCGAGCCCUCGCCUGCGGCGGGGAGUUCAGCAUGAUUGCCGAUAUCCGCGGUAACCUGUACUCGUUUGGAUGCCCAGAGUACGGGCAGCUGGGUCACAACACAGAUGGCAAGUAUUUCGUGUCCAGUAACAAGCUGGCCUUCAAGACUGAGCUGACCCCCCGCAAGGUGCAGGUCUGGAUUGAAAAGAACAGGGACGGGCACAUACAGCCUGUCACCGACGUGGAGGUCCGGGAAAUGGCCUGCGGUGUAAAUCACACUAUUGUGAUUGACAGCCAGAAACGCAUGUUCAGCUGGGGGUUCGGUGGCUACGGGAGACUGGGUCAUGCUGAGAACAAGGACGAGAUGGUUCCACGCCUCAUCAAGGUGUUUGAAGGGCCAAACAAAGGGGCCGCCCUUUGUGCAGCCGGGUCCAGCUCAUCUUUUGCCUACACUGAGUAUGGUGCCUUAAUGUUAUGGGGUCAGACGAAGCCUACAGGUGAGGCCAACAUGUACCCUAAACAUGUUAUGGACCUCAGUGGGUGGAGAAUCAGGAGUAUUGGCUGUGCUAACCGCAGUGUGGUGGUAGCUGCUGAUGAAAGUGUCAUUGCCUGGGGGUGCAGUCCCACUUUUGGAGAGCUGGGCCUGGGUGAGACCCCUAAAUCUUCUACGACCCCUGUGGAGAGCAAGCCCCUAGACGGGAUCCACGUGCACAGCGUGUCGUGUGGUUUCUCUCACACACUCAUGAUCGCCAGGGUGGACACUGACGAGGAGAGGGAGAAAGUGAACAAGCUACCUCUCUACAACCCGCCCGCGUAAUUGAUGAAGCCUCACCUAUCCACCUGCACAUUUAUUAUCAUCUUUUGCUGUAAGCUGCUAAACUGACAAACAAAAACCUUUUAAAUACUGUAAAAUUAUUUAUAUUUGUGGGCAUAAAGUUGUUGUUGUUAACCAGGUUUUCCGAAGGAAAAAACUGGUUAUUAGAUUGGCGAAUGCGGGCGGGCUGGCUGGCUGGCGGGCGGGCAGAACAAGCUUGUCCGGGCCAUAACUAUGUCGUUCAUUGUCAGAUUUUAAAAUCAUUUGGCACAUGUGUUCACCAUCAUUGGACGGUGUGUCGCGCGAAAUAAUUACGUCGAUAUCUCCAAGGUCAAGGUCACACUUUGAGUUCAAAGGUCAAAAAUGGCCAUAAAUGAGCUUGUCCUGGCCAUAACUAUGUCAUUCAUUGUGAGAUUUUAAAAUCAUUUGGCACAUUUGUUCACCAUCAUGGGACGGUGUGUCGCACGAAAGAAUCACGUCAAUAUCUCCAAUGUCAAGGUCGCCACGACUAAAAAUAGAUUUAAAAAAAAAAAAAACUUACAAAGGGGGUUAAUUUUGUUUGUUCAUUUCAAAAGUUCAGUUUGAGUUUUCUCCCUUUAUCAGAUUUUUUUUCACAAUGAAAACCUGGUUUUGUGACAAUUUUGUCCCUUGUUUUUUCUUUAAAAAAAUGACUUUUUGGAGUGCAUGUAAAUGUGUGGAUUUUUUGGGGGAGCGAAAAAGAGAGGAAUUUGUGUCAAUCAUUUUCUUGUAAUUAAAUAUGUUGAUUGAUCACCCACACAAACAAAUUAAUGUCCCAUAAUAAUAAUGAUUUUACACUAUUUGGAAAGUUCUAAUAACUUUGCUGCUUAACUGGCAGAAUAAUACCUUGACCUUCUCGUUUUGUUUAGGAUUACGUGUUUCUUAAUUAAAAGACUUAUUACGCUCUUGAUUGGUCUGGUAGCUUAAGAUUUCUUUUAAUGUCGACUUACUUUAACUGUUCAUAAACCAUUCAAACUUCUGUUAAAUUUAAGUGUUUUACUGAAAUUUCAAAUCAAGAACUUGAUUCUUCUGGAAAUAAUUUGAGAAUUUUACUUAGUUUUUCUUAAUUCAGAUGAAUGUAUGUAGACAAAUCGAGGAUUCACCCUGUUACUAAGGUUCUCAUAGCACAAGCACAUUGAAGUGCAUGUAUUCUUCACUUUGAAAGCUUAAGUCUGAUAAACUGGGAAAAGUUUUGGAUAUUAGCUUUAUUCAAACAAUUGUUUGUGUAAAUUUUACAGCAGGCUGAAUAUUCAAUAAAAAAUGUCAAUUAAAACAAGCCUUUUUGAUCAAAAUGGCAUGUGUGAAUGAGGCUGUAUUCUGUAUCAGGCAAGUGGUUUAUGUGUCUUGUUAUUUUCUGAAGAUGAGGGGCAGAAAGUUUGUGUGUGUGUACAUAUAUUUUCUGAACAUCAUGUUGACUUUGUUACUUUGUUAUAACGGAUGCCUUAUAUUGAAAUUAUUGGGGAAAAAAGCCUUUCAUUUUAUAAAAACUAACGAUUCAAUUGCAAUUUUUGAGCAGAUGUACUUCCAAUAAAAUUCUGGUAUAAAAGUUAUGAUUAUAGUUCACAAUACAGGAAAGUCCCCAAAGUUGCAUUCAGAAAAGCACUUUUACAUGGACAAUAAACAUCAUUUAAAUUUCUGCAGAUUGUUGGUUAUCAAAAAAAAAAUUGUAUGUUUUGGAUGCAACAGACUUUUAGUAGAUGGCUUUUACUAGUGAUUUCACAAUAUUAUAAAUAGGCUUAUGUUAACCCUUUCAGUGCGGGAACCGAAUUUUGAAGGCCUUUGCAAACAGUUUGGAUCCAGAUGAGACGCCACAGAACGUGGCGUCUCAUCUGGAUCCAAACUGUUUGCUAUUCUGAAAGUAUUCUUCGGAAAACAAUCGAAGAAAAAGCUAAUUUUAGAAAUUCAGCAGACGACAUUUUAGCAGACGACAAAUUUCCCAGCAUGCAAAGGGUUAAAAGGCUUUUGUAACCAAAUAAAUGAUCUCAAGAAUGGGUUGGUCAUACUUUAAUUACGGAAAGUAAUUCUUUCCUUUUGCUUGUUUCCAUGUUCUCUGAAUUUCCUAUGUAAACAUGCAGAGCCAGUAUUGUUCAUUGAAUUGAUUCUUCUUCCGAUACAGCUCUCCUCCUUAAUAGAUUUUGUGCCGACGCCUAUUGGUUUAGCGGUGAAAACUGUACAAUGGAUUGCCUAUUGGUUUAGCGGUGAAAACUGUACAAUGGAUUGCCUAUUGGUUUAGCGGUGAAAACUGUACAAUGGAUUGCCUAUUGGUUUAGCGGUGAAAACUGUACAAUUUAUUGAAAUGUUGUGAUUUCUACUUAAAAUAUAGUUGUAUUUUAGGAGGAAGUUGGUAUAACGUAUUUUUUUAACAUCUUGCCUCUUUGAAAUAUUCUUUGGCAAAAACGUAUAAUUGUACAACAUUGAAAGUGUGGUUUCUUUAAUUUGUGUUAAAUACGCUCUAGAUAAGGAUUGUCCACAGGGUAAUUCAAAGCAGGGAAUGUGUUUCCUCAGGCAUUCUUCAACCAUCUUUCAUCAUAACAGUCAUUACUAUAAACUGAAUUAUCAGACAUUCUUUGCACAUCCCUUGUUUAAGCUUCCUUUAGACAUUUGUUAAUUGCGCUCUUCGAUUUUGCUUUCAGUUUAACUGUCAAUACAAUAAGAAGUAUGAAUAAAACUAUCAUAAAUUAUUAUAAAUUAUUAUCAGGCAGAUUUAGUUAAAUGGUGUGUUAAGAUACCAUACAUAUUAUGUAAUUAUUGGUAUUCUUAUUCAUAAUUGGUGAAUAUUUUAUUCUACCAAUCUAAUUGAGUUAUAAAGCAAGAAGUAGCAAGAAGUGUAUCAGGGAGUUCGCUGUUGUGGUUUGCAGGAUUUUCUCGCGUGUUUAAUGUUUUUCACUUAUUAAAUAUUUAGAUUUGAUCAAGUUUGUUUAUAAAUUGUUUCUGUGUGUAUCACUAGGAAAACUAUUAUUGUUGGUGCAUAUAUAUCUGAGUUUUUGAAUAUGAGCCAUGUUGUGGGAAAACUGGGCUUAAUACAUGUGCAUAUAAGCCUGUGCAGACUGCCCAGGCUAGUCGAGCAGACACUUUCCACAUAGACUGGAUUUUUGUUAGAAAAGACUUCUUUAACUCUUUCAGUGCUGGAACCGAAUUUUGAAGGCUUUUGCAAACAGUUUGGAUCCAGAUGAGACGCCACAGAACGUGGCAUCUCAUCAGGAUCCAAACUGUUUGCUAUUCUGAUAGUAUUCUUUGAAAAAAAAUGAAGAAAAUGCUAAUUUUAGAAAUUCAGCAGACAACAUUUAAGCAAACGACAAAUUUCCCAGCAUGCAAAGGGUUAAACGAAAGGUUAUCUGAGACGACACUUAUGUUCAUGCUUUUAGCUCAGAUUUCCCAGAUUGGAGCUCAUACCUUCUUUAAACAUUGUACAUAAACCAUUGUCUGUACACUGUGCGUUCCAUAACCAUCUGUAUGUUGUGCUCACCUGUAGAAUUCAUCAUAAUACACUUUGUAUCAGAACUUACAAUAAAAUAUCUAACAAAACAUAA